CGGGUACCGUGGUUGGAUUAAUUUGGAUCAAGAUUUGUGUUCUGGCUCAGCGCUAAAGGCGCGAAGUGCCACUGGCAUGCCACCGGUUUCGCUGAUCUUUUUAGCUGCGACCGUGACCCUUAGGGUCUACGGCGUCCAUAGCCGUCUUUGCUUGCCAGAUGCAAUCCCAGAAUUUGAGCGACAAAACGUAGCUGUAGAUGGAAUUUCCAUGCCAAUUGGCAUUUGGUCGAGUUCUUGGGACUCAGCUUUGAUUGUGAGCUCCAUUUAUCAGAUACUUGUUCAGGAGAAGUUGGGCUACAACUGCUCCAUCAGCGUUGGCAACAGCAGCAAGAUCCAGCUUUGGAAAGUUGCGGGCUGCGAACAUGAUCCAGUUAGCAAUAACAUCACAGGAGGAUGUGGAGCUCCUCGUCAUCAACACGUGACAUUUGAGUUCUGGCACGGUGCCGAUGCAGAACUGCCAACUUGGCUGUUGGAGCUGGGGAAUUUCGCCCCGGAGAAUUUGGGUAGUAUUGGAUAUUCAGGGACAGAGGGCAUGCAUAUUAUGCGUCCUCCAAUCACAGCAGCUCUGGCUGACAGCGGACUGCCGCUGGAACACUUUCGAUCAUACAAUCGUUCCUGGUACAAUCCUUCCAUGUAUACAGCCACUGUCGCGCAGGUAGACCUGGGCAAAUUAAGGACUUGUGCCGAGUCUGUGGAGCGCUGGAAAGACAUAGGGCAGAUCUAUUUGGCAGCCACUGGCGACGUUGAUGGUCUAGAGGACAAGGAUGGAAAGAAAGUCCUGAAGUGCUGGCAGGAGAAGUGGUGGGCUGCACCUGCCUGCCGCCAAAGCAUCCCAGACUGUGCCAGCGUAAUCACCACCAAAGACGGAUUGGGAAUGCCAUACAUGAUUCAACAGGCCUUCUUCCACAACAUGCCUCUGGCAUUCGCCAUGGCAUUAAAGAAUUUCUAUGUGGCGUUGAACCUGGAGUUGCAGGGCUUGCUGUACUGGUGGGCACCAGACACGCAAUUCGCUUUGCAGAAGCCGUAUCAGUUGAUGUUUCCGCCCCACAGCCCGUCCCAGUACAAGCAACAGAUUUACAAGACCAUGAAGGAGAAGACCUUGCUGAGCAAUUGGAUGGCCAAAGGAUUCCGUGACAUCGCAGAACGUCCUGCAGUCGUGGCCUCUAAGUUGCAAUUGGGCGAUGAGGACAUCAAGGCUCUGUUGGUGGCACAAGUAGAAGCAGGAAACCAAGAUCCUUGGGACACAGCUUGCAACUGGCUCUUGCAGUCCGACCAUCUGUGGCAAGAUUGGUUGCCGAACGAAACUACCUGCAGCAUGGGGAAAGGCUUAGUGGAUUCUUCAGACAACUUUACCCAGCGGAGAGGGAUGGCCGUGAAAUGUGCGCCUUGUCGUCCUGGUCAUCAAUCUGUGGAGCAGGACAGAACGCGGGUUUGCAUCCCUUGUGAUGCCGGACACUACCAACCUCUACCAGGGGAAAGCACAUGCUUGCUCUGUGAACCUGGCACCAGGUCUGAGCUGAAAGGUCAGACAGAAUGCAUCCCUUGCAGCUUGGGACGCUUUGCAAAUCGCUACGCAAUGACCUCGUGCGUUCAAUGUGGCCCUGCGGAUCAAACAGAGCGCUGGACAACCAGCGAGGCUGUGAUGUCACAGCGCGAGCAGACAUGGAUUCAAAUUCAGGGCGCCGAUUCAGAGGACUACUGCAGCUGUGUGGAAGGGACCUAUCUUUGGAAAGGUCGUUGUGAGGUGUGCGUUGAAGGCUCAAGAUGUCCGGGCUCCAAUCAGUUGCUGCUGAAACCUGGUUACUUCUCAAAACCAGAGGCACCUGGGGAUGUCUUUCGAUGCUACGGGCGCUCCAGGAGAUGUCCAGGUGGUGCUCCUGGAAAUUGUGCAGCUGGGCGAGAUAGCAACAGCUUGAGCUGCACUUCGUGUCUCCCUGGGCUCCAUGAAACGGAAGAUCUUUGCAUCGCCUGCGGCUCUAAAGAUUAUGUGAUCCUGGUGCUCGUAGGACUAUUGUGUGUAUUUGGGAUUGCACUCCUGUACGUGGUCCUAGUGAAGGAAGGGAAGACGAGCAGGCAGCCCGGCAGCCUCUUGAUUGCAGCGCUUGGCUUGGGUCAGAUGGUCACGGUGGUCCAACAGCUCACUGUGAUCCAGCAGUUCAAGAUCGUGUGGGGCCAGCCUUUUUCGAGUAUUUUGGAAUUUCUGGAGCUUCUAGCGUUUGAUCUGGACAUGGUCUCUAUUGGCUGCGUCGCACCAUUGAGUCCAGUGUUGAAGUUCUCAAUUCGAACGCUCCUGGUGCUUCUAUUCUUUGUUGUGGCUUGCAUGGUUCACUGCGUUUACAUUGCAUACAAGCGGGCCAAAACUUUCCGCAUCAGCCUCCUUUUACGAACAGUCGGUACUCUCUUUAUGGUCUUCUUCAUCUCCCUUUGUUCCUCGAUACUGGCACCCUUCCGCUGCCACAUACAUCCAAAUGGUCUAUGGACGGUGCAGUCGUAUGAUGAGGUGUUCUGCGAUGGGACCCAGGAACACCUGCAAAUGGCAUUGGUUGGAGGAUUUGCCUGUUUGCUCCCCGUGAGCUUCUUGGUCGUUAGCGUUUGGAUCAUCGUCUACCAAUUGCCCAAGCGACUGGAGAAUGCAGAUGUGCAAUUCAUCCGCGCUUGCUCGUUUCUAUUUAUUCGCUUUAGACCUGGAGCCGAAGUCUUCUCGGUGCUUUUCUUGGCCCGAAAUACCUUGGUGGUCCUUUGCCCGCUGCUGCCCUCCUCAGCUGGCAAGGUGGUCUGCAUGAACAUUCUCUUGUAUGGCAGCAUUGUGAUCACUGCCUUCUACAAACCUUGGCGGGCGCCAGCAUGCAAUUUUUUAGACCUUCUUCUGGUCACCGGGAUGCUAGUAAUCCUUGACAUGGGCUCCCUCUUUGUCACAGAGGUGGACACCAGCAAAGUCACCGCAACAUGCGUGGUCUUCUUCAGUCUCAUGUUCCUGGCGAUCGCCGCAGCAAUAUUUUAUGGAAUAGCAAAGCACUUUUUCGUCAGAUACAGGAAACAGUUCCGCUUCUUCUUGUGCCAUCAAAAAGUAGCAGCUGGGAGUCUAGCACGAUUGCUGAAGAUGGAGUUGCAGAAGCGUGGCCCGCAAUUUAACACGUUUGUUGAUUGCGAUGACCUGAACGAUCCCACUCGUGUCCUUAACUACGUUGGUCAAGACACUGAGACUCUGGUGGUUCUGGGCAGUCCAGAAUUGCUGACGCGGAAGUGGUGUGUUGGGGAGAUCUGCACUGCCAGGAUCCAGAGGGUGGAUACUGUGGUUUUGGCACUCCCUGGUUAUGUCGAACCAGACAAGACCUUCAUUGAAAGCUAUUCUAGCAUUGUCCCGGACAUCACAGAGCUGGCAAAUUACAAUCUUGGCCUGACAGAGGUGGAAGAGACGCUGCGCUGGAUCAGCACUGUGCCAACCACUGCUGUUCCAUUCCUGACACCAGAUGCGAUUGAGUUGAUGGGCAACGACUUGACGGGAACCAGUAAGAAACAGAUGAUUUCGAGCGGCGAACCGGACUGUGUAGUCUUAGCAGAUCUUGAGAACAUCGAGGCUGUUGCAACUGCUUACAUCCUGCUGGAUCUCAUCCUGCCCAAGCUGGCUGGGAGUCAUCGGGACAGCAUGCCAGCAGUGUUGACAAAGGGAGCGCCCUUGCCUGCGACGACCGCGACAGUGCUCAUGAUUUGCAGCGAAGGAUGUUUCAGGUCUGUAGAGGUGGCGUCAUGGCUGCUCUCAGUGAUCAAGUUGGAGAAAUGUUGCGUUUUGCCUAUCAUAGCAGAGGAUGGCUUCCGCUUCCCAAGCCAAGCUUUCUAUGAUGACCUGGUGGCCAAUCAACAAUUGUCAAAGCUGGACCUGGAUACCUAUGUGCACAUCCUGAAAGCAGUUUUUGAGGAGAUUGCAGUCGUUUUCCCGCCGGAGAACUAUUCUUCUACACAGGAGGAUUUGGAUCUGCGAUCCAAGCAG
This is a messenger RNA of Cladocopium goreaui, 3988 nucleotides long. The record is from the annotation of a GenBank genome assembly. NCBI's taxonomy places the organism in Eukaryota, Dinophyceae, Suessiales, Symbiodiniaceae.